This is a messenger RNA of Spirometra erinaceieuropaei, 471 nucleotides long. NCBI's taxonomy places the organism in Eukaryota, Metazoa, Platyhelminthes, Cestoda, Diphyllobothriidea, Diphyllobothriidae. The record is from the annotation of a GenBank genome assembly.
AUGGUUUCCUUUGAUGUCACGUCCCUUUUUACUUCUAUCCCACAGGACCUGCCAGUUGAGACCAUCGAACUACUUCUUCGAGAGAAAUACGACGAAACGGAGAAUCGCCUCGGACACGCACAAAUCAUCCAUCUCCUGAAGUUCUGUCUCAAGACGUACUUUACGUUCGAUGGGACAAUCUACGAGCAGGUGAAGGGAACGCCAAUGGGUUCACCGAUUUCGGGACUCAUAGGCAAGGCGGUCCUACAACGGUUGGAGUCGCUGGUUUUCCGACACCAAAGACCGAAAUUCUGGGCUCGGUGUGUGGAUGACACCUUCGCCGUCAUCGAACGGGAUCAGGUGCUGACAUUCAAAGAACAUCUCAACGCCGUCUUCCUGGACAUUCAAUUUACGAAGGAGGAGGAGGAGGAGGGGGGGAGGAGGAGGAGGAGGAGGAGGAGGAGGAGGAACACAAUCAGCUCGCCUUCCUAG